This is a messenger RNA of Schistosoma mattheei, 894 nucleotides long. Lineage: Eukaryota; Metazoa; Platyhelminthes; Trematoda; Strigeidida; Schistosomatidae. The record is from the annotation of a GenBank genome assembly.
UUGCUUAGGGAUGAGACUAAAUCAAGAAACAGUAUUGGAAACAUCUCGACUAUUUAUGGUCCCAUAUCUCCGCAUCUAUGUUCCAAAGUAUCACAGUUGGAUGCAAGAUUCGUGGUUGAGAGCAAGUACAUCUUCGGAACAGCUUACACUGGACGAGGAAUUUGAAGCCCAAGAACAAUGGUGUAAUUUAGAUGAUCGAUUAACUUUUAUUUUACUUAGUAAACAAUUAUAUCAAGAUUAUUGGUUAUUGAAUAAUAAUAAAACGGAUACAAUUGAAUCACAAUUAAAUGAUUAUGAAAAUGCAGAAAUAUUUUCUAUGAUUGGAGAUGUCAAUUUAUUCAUUACAUAUUCUCAUAUUGUUAAUGAUUUUGAAGGUGAAUUGUCUGUAAUGAUUGCUGAAUCAAAAUAUCGUGGUCAAGGUUUAGCAGCUGAAGCAUUAGCUGGUAUACUUGAAUAUUCUGGUAGACAUUUACCAAUGAAAUUAAAUUCACUAGUAGCUAAAGUAUCAAUGACAAAUGAAUCAAGUAUACACUUUUUCCAAAAUCGUUUAAACUUUAUUGAAAGAUCAAGAAAUACUAUAUUCAAUGAGUGUUCUAAUGGAAAUGUCUACCUCUCUCUCUCUGUGUGUGUCUAUCUCCCUUUCUCUACGCACACACAGAUUGAAUUUGUACCGGAGAUACAACAAUUGUCAAGUGAAGAUCAAAAUCAAUCAAAAUUUAGAAAUCUUGCUUCAAAUACAUCUCAAUUGAUUAUAGAUCGACUAUUGGCUAAUUCAUUAGGAUCUACAUCUUUUAAAUGGUACUACACAGAAAAGGAUUUGAAUUUAUGGCGUCAAACACCAAGGGAAUGACUUUUUUACCUUAUUAUUUUGUACACAUGAAUAAAUGUGUUUUU